AUGAUUAUCGUUCGCUUCAGAAGUGACGCCGCCGUUCAAGCACGCGGCUUCCAGGCACAUUGGAGAGCUAUACCUUUCACAUGUGGUGGUGUGCUGACAGCGCAAGCUUUCGGACAGACGUUCUCCUCACCUCAUUAUCCAACCGAAUACCCAUUUGGGACCGAAUGUGUUUGGACUAUUCAGGCUCCAAAGUCGCAACUAAUUACACUAAGUAUCGAGGAUAUAUCACUUUCCACAGAUGACGCUCUGUUGAUCUACGACGGUUCAUCACCGUCUUCCCCUGUACUAGCCAGGCUUUCUGGCAACACCACCAUCAAUGAAUAUUUGGUGACUACACAAAACAAUGUGUUCGUCUAUUUUCCUGUCGAGCUCUCAAGGAAAAGGGGACGUGGUUUCUCAUCGGAUAUAAACGCG
Ostertagia ostertagi is the source of this 414-nucleotide messenger RNA. The record is from the annotation of a GenBank genome assembly. NCBI's taxonomy places the organism in Eukaryota, Metazoa, Nematoda, Chromadorea, Rhabditida, Trichostrongylidae.